Molecule: messenger RNA, 780 nt
Organism: Striga hermonthica
Lineage: Eukaryota; Viridiplantae; Streptophyta; Magnoliopsida; Lamiales; Orobanchaceae
Source: the annotation of a GenBank genome assembly
AUGCAAGAUCCAAACCCCAAGCACUCGAUGAACCAAAUGCCGCCGUUUUCUGGCGCUAUGAGGCCCGCGCACCACCGGAGGGCCCACUCGGAGGUGAACUUCCGGCUGCCGGAGGAUUUGGAUCUGGCGUCGGACCCGUUCGACGCGCCGGCGGGGAGUUUCGAGGAGAUGGGAUCCGAGGACGAUCUGUUCUCGACCUACAUGGAUAUGGAGAAGCUCGCUGGUGGCGGCGGAGCCUCCGGAUCUGGAAUCGGAGACUCUGUUUUUGACAAUGCUGGCGGCGGGGCGGCGGAGGAGGGGGAGAAGGGUGGUCGCUGCGACGGAGGAAGUGUGUCCAGGCCUAGGCAUAGGCAUAGCAACUCGGUGGAUAGCUCGGGCUUGUUGUUCAAUGAGAGUAGUAUCGAAGCUAAGAAGGCUAUGGCGCCGGAUAAGCUGGCUGAGCUGUGGACUAUCGAUCCCAAGCGCGCCAAGAGGAUUUUGGCCAACCGGCAAUCUGCAGCUCGAUCUAAAGAGAGAAAGGCACGUUAUAUAUCUGAGCUAGAGAGAAAAGUUCAGACUCUUCAAACUGAGGCAACAACUCUCUCAGCUCAACUCACUUUGUUCCAGCGAGACACGACAGGGCUGAGUAACGAGAACACAGAGCUUAAGCUGCGGUUGCAAGCCAUGGAACAGCAAGCUCAGUUACGUGAUGGGCUUUCCGGGCCCGUCAAACCAGGAUCCACUUGGACGCUUUCAGGGCCUCGAUAUCAGCAGCCGGGGCCCACAACUCGUGAAAUCUGA